Messenger RNA from Durio zibethinus, 1956 nucleotides. RefSeq names its product cytochrome P450 CYP82D47-like. Gene Ontology annotation, molecular function: oxidoreductase activity, acting on paired donors, with incorporation or reduction of molecular oxygen; heme binding; monooxygenase activity. The record is from RefSeq and is a predicted model, not a curated record. NCBI's taxonomy places the organism in Eukaryota, Viridiplantae, Streptophyta, Magnoliopsida, Malvales, Malvaceae.
UUUUUAUAAUUCUAAAUAUUAUGUUACUUUUUCAAAGGUAGUUUGUAGCGUAUCCGUUACUUUAAAGGGACAUCAAGUGUUCAUUCAGACUUCAAUUCAAGAACUCAAAAAGAGAUUAAUUAGCAAUGGAAGCCCUCUUUCUAAACUCUGUAAUUGCAAUAGCUACCAUCUUUGCCUUGUUCUUUUUUUUAUUUACAUCAGCUUUUAGUAAGAAAAGCUUCAGCAAGAAGAUAAAAGCUCCAGAAGUUAGCGGUGCAAGGCCUUUCCUAGGCCACCUUCACCUGUUAGGUGGCCGGAAACCAGCCUACAUCACAUUGGGUGACUUGGCUGACACGUACGGACCAAUCUUCACCAUCAGGCUCGGCAUAAAACCAGCUCUAGUAAUAAGCAGUUGGGAGAUUGCUAAAGAGUGUUUCACCACCAACGAUAAAGCAUUCGUCAACCGUCCAAGAUCUCUUGCUGCAGAACUCCUGGGUUACAACUACGCCAUGUUUGGGUUCAGCCCUUACGGUCCCUACUGGCGUCACGUUCGCAAGAUAGCGACGCUUGAGUUACUCUCAAACCACCGUUUGGAGAAGCUCAAACAUAUUCGAGAGUCCGAGAUUAGAACAUUUAUCAAGCAACUUUACGAGUUAGUGGUAAAGGGGGGAAGGAAUAAUAAUAGUUCAGAGAAGGUGGUUGUGGAGAUGAAGAAAUCGUUUUGGACCUUGAACAUUAACACAGUUUUCAAGAUGGUUAUAGGAAAGAGAUACUCAGAGGUUGAAAAUUCACACGGGAAAGAGGAGAAUGAGCGACGCAGGAAAGCCGUAAGGGCUUUAUUUGAAUUGACCGGGACGUUCACGGUUGCGGACUCGCUGCCAUUCCUAAGGUGGCUGGAUUUAGGAGGACAUGAGAAGGCCAUGAAGAAGACGGCAAAAGAACUGGAUCAACUGCUUGAAGAAUGCUUAGAGGAGCAUAAGCAGAAGAUAAAUUCAUCAGGCAAAAUGGAUGGUGAACAUGACAACUUCAUGGACAUGAUGUUGUCCCUUCUUGUAGAUGCUGCAGAUUUAUCUAGUUAUGAUGCUGAUACAAUCAACAAAGCUACCUGCAUGGCGAUAAUUUUAGGUGGAACAGAUACCACAACAGUCACGAUAACAUGGGCUAUCUCCUUACUUCUUAACCAUCGGGAUAUCUUGAAAAAGGCCCAACAUGAAUUAGACACCUACGUUGGUAAAGACAGGCUAGUGCAAGAAUCAGACAUCAAGAACUUGGUCUACCUCCAAGCUGUCGUCGAGGAAACAAUGCGCUUAUACCCAGCUGCCCCUCUGUCUGUGCCACAUGAAUCUAUUGAGGACUGCAUCACCGGUGGCUACUACAUUCCGGCAGGCACACGCCUUCUAAUAAAUCUUUCCAAGCUUCAGCGAGAUCCCAAAGUGUGGUCCAAUCCAGACGAGUUUCAGCCAGAAAGGUUUCUUACAACCCACAAGGACGUUGACGUUAGGGGACAAAACUAUGAAUUGAUUCCAUUUGGUAGCGGUCGAAGAAUUUGUCCUGGAAUUUCUUUUGCAGUUCAAGUUUUACAACUCAGCCUUGUUAAUUUGCUGCAAGCGUUUGAAAUUACAACCCCAUUAGAUCAGCCAGUCGACAUGGUUGGGGGAGCGGGUUUGACUAAUCUCAAAGCCACACCCCUUGAAGUCAUUCUUACACCUCGACUUCCUCCUCAUCUGUACGAAUAAAUUUAUACUUGUUUGUCUAAAUAAUUUUCCUGGCUUACGAGUUGGGCAUAUAGAUGAUAUUGUGGAUGUCGAACUUAUAAAUCUCCGUGAUAGUUCUGUUAUCAUGGUUUUUUUUUUUUUUUACUAGAUGUUUGAAUGAUAAUUGAGUAAUUGGUAUUUGGGAGCUUAGAUGAUAUGAAUUGUUUCUUUAACUUUAUGGAAAUUUAUUUGUAGAGACUAGAGAGUGAAAUCAAAUUGGAAA